GGCCGUGCGACUCGUCAACAGAUAUCCUUUAAUGGGACAUGUGGUCCGUAUUUGGCGCCCUCAACGCGCAUACUGCCCAUACUAUCCCCCAGAGGUGUAUAUAAAUAGCCCCUCUCUGCCUCCUAACAGCUUGAUCAACGAGGUAGCGUCAAGGAAACGUCUGUGGGACGGCGUUCUGUAAUCGAAGGAACGUCAACGUCGCUGACGUAAGAUACAGACCCCAGUGAAGUAGACAAACAGCAUCACAAGCUACUACAAGGGCUCAAUUUUAACAAACGUCGACGCUGCAGCACAAAACAUGGCGGUCCUAGUGUCCAUCGGAUUCAUGGUGGUCACCUUUGCCAUCGCACAAGUGCUUCGAAUUGUGGGGAAGGUCGUCCUGCCUUCUAACAUCUACGAGUACUGGGCCGAGCUCAUCACGACUUGGCAGUUCUGUGCCUGUUUCAUCGAGACUGACUUCGUGACGGCUGACCACGGGUGGUGGAUGUUUGCCGUGGUGUGUUUCCUUAUGUGUCUCGGCUUCUGUAAGGUGUUUGAGGACGCCACCGGCUGCCCGUGCUGUGUUCUAGAGGACUACAUGGGCAACUUGACUACCGUGAAAUCUGCUCUCAUCAAGGUGGCCGUGCAGAUCGCGGGCGCUAUCCUCGCUGCUCGCUGGGCGUAUUUUGUGUGGACGCUGGGGUACUCGGCAGGACACGCUGACAAGGCCCGGGAGGAGCUGUGUGAAACCUGCAUCAACUGUUCUGACCUGGAGGGCAUGGCGGCAGAAGGUCUGGCUACCUUCACCGCUCAGUUCGCGGCCUGGAAGCUGAAGGAAUCUGACCUGUCUGAUUACAUCAACUCCGCCCUCUGUGUGGCCAUCAUCGUCACUGGUGCCAGUUGGACCGGUAUGAUGUUCAACCCCGCUCUGGCUGUGUCUAUGACGUACGGCUGUAAGGGAGAGUCCAUUAUUGAUCACGUUGUGGUGUACUGGAUCGGCCCUCUCAUCGCCACCGCCCUCUCCUACUACCUACACUUCGGAACGGUCCCCGUGCUGCAAGCCGAGAAAGUCAAGACAACUUAAGAAGACACAAGGACUAAAAGAAAAACAACGAUUUUUUAAGUCGUUG
This is a messenger RNA of Branchiostoma belcheri (Belcher's lancelet), 1109 nucleotides long. RefSeq names its product aquaporin-12-like. Gene Ontology annotation, molecular function: channel activity. Bases 299 to 1063 code for a protein of 254 amino acids. The record is from RefSeq and is a predicted model, not a curated record. The transcript is spliced from 5 exons. Gene Ontology annotation, cellular component: cytoplasm. Lineage: Eukaryota; Metazoa; Chordata; Leptocardii; Amphioxiformes; Branchiostomatidae.